This is a messenger RNA of Marmota flaviventris (yellow-bellied marmot), 2276 nucleotides long. Lineage: Eukaryota; Metazoa; Chordata; Mammalia; Rodentia; Sciuridae. The record is from RefSeq and is a predicted model, not a curated record.
UCCGGAGGGGCGGGGGCGUUGGAAAUGUCUGGAAGACCAGAUAGCUUCUCAGGUUGCUAGGCGACGAGGCGGGAGUACCUGAGCGAACUGUGGAAGCUAAGGCUCCCAGACCCCCGAGACCUAGAGCGAACACCGCGCCCUCCUCGGUCCUCCCUCACUUUGCUGGGAGUCCUGUACCUUGGGUGGCGUCCGGUGACGAGGAGAAAGUUUGUGGGGACGCCCCCUCCCAGGCGACUUAGGACUGCACGUUUUCAGCACUCCGGAGUCAGGACAAAGAUUCCUUCUGCCAUCAGAUGUCUUUCUGCUUGACUGAACUGCACCUGUGGUCUUUGAAGAAUACCUUACACAUUGGGGAUAGAGAUAUUGGAGUCUACCAGUAUUAUGACAAGAAAGAUCUGCCAGCGACAGAGCAUGGUAACUUAGAAGAAAAGCAGAAACUGGCAGAGUCACGAGAUUAUCCUUGGACGCUCAAAAAUAGACGCCCAGAAAAACUUCGAGAUUCGCUCAAAGAGUUAGAGGAACUGAUGCAAAACAGUCAGUGUGUGCUGAGCAAAUGGAAGAACAAAUCUGUCUGUCAGCUCCUCUUUGGUUCAGGUGUGCUGGUGUCCCUAAGUCUUUCUGGGCCGCAGCUGGAGAAAGUGGUGAUUGACAGAAGCCUGGUGGGGAAGCUCAUCUCAGACACCAUCAGUGAUGCUCUUCUCACAGACAGCUUCAUCAUCUUAUCAUUUUUGGUGCAGAACAAACUAUGUUUUAUUCAGUUUUCCAAGAAGAUGGAUUCUCCUGAUAUAAACAAAAGAUUGGAAAAACUCUCAGCCUUAGAUUACAAGAUUUCCUAUUAUGAAUUACCUGGUCCAGUAAACAGGACAGCAGAGCGUCGUCUAGCUAUCAAUUGUAUUCAGGAUAUGGUUGUUUGCUGGUGGCCACUGGUCAGUGAUGAUGCUUGGCCUUGGGCCCCAAUUUCUUCAGAGAAGGACAGAGCCAAUCUUCUGAUCCUGGGUUAUACUCAAGGAAAACUGGAGGUUCUGAGUUCUGUUCGUACAGAAUGGGAUCCACUAGAUGUUUGCUUUGGCACCAAACAGCCUUAUCAGGUGUUUACAGUGGAGCAGUCCGUCAGUGUAGACAAAGAGCCCAUGGCUGACAGCUGCAUCUAUGAAUGUGUUCGGAACAAAAUCCAUUGUGUGUCAGUCACCAGAAUACCAUUAAGAUCGAAGGCCAUCAGCUGCUGCAGGAGUGUUACUGAAGACAAACUGAUUCUGGGCUGUGAAGAUUCUUCAGUAGUUCUUUAUGAAACUCACCGUAGAGUGACUCUCUUGGCCCAGGCUGAACUUUUGCCUUCAUUAAUAAGCUGCCACCCAAGUGGUGCCAUUCUGCUAGUUGGCAGCAACCAAGGGGAGCUGCAAAUUUUUGAUAUGGCUCUAUCCCCUAUUAACAUCCAGCUCUUGGCUGAAGACCGCUUACCCAGGGAGACUCUGCAAUUCAAUAAGUUCUUUGAUGUUUCCAGCAGUCUUGUUCAAAUGCAGUGGAUAGCUCCUCUGGUUGUUUCUCAGAAGCCUGAAAAUAGACACAUCUAUGAUCUUCUCUUCCUCAGGUUUGACAGAGGACCUUUGGGUGUGCUUUUGUUUAAACUUGGCAUACUCACUCAGGGACAACUGGGCCUAGUAGAUAUUGUCUUCCAGUACAUUCAUUGUGAUGAGAUCUAUGAAGCAAUAAACAUCCUGAGCAGUAUGAACUGGGACACCCUGGGCCAGCAGUGCUUUAUCAGCAUGAGUGCCAUCGUGAACCAUCUCCUUAGACAAAGACUUACUCCAGAGAGAGAAGCACAGCUUGAGGCAAGCCUUGGAACCUUCUAUGCUCCAACACGACCACUUCUGGAUACAACUAUUUUGGAAUAUAGAGACCAGAUCAGCAGAUAUGCAAGGAGAUUCUUCCACCACUUGCUAAGGUACCAGAGAUUUGAAAAGGCAUUUCUCCUAGCUGUUGACAUUGGUGCUCGCGACCUGUUUAUGGAUAUCCAUUACCUUGCCCUAGAUAAGGGUGAAUUGGCACUAGCUGAAGUGGCAAGAAAAAAAGCUAGUGAUAUUGAUGCAGAAUCAAUAACCUCUGGAGUCGAACUCCUGGGGCCCUUGGACAGAGGGGAUAUGCUAAAUGAAGCUUUUGUUGGCCUAUCUUUAGCAUCUCAAGGGGAAGACUCAUUUCAAGAUAAUCGUCCUUCCUUUGGUUCAAUCCACAGGCAUAGUAUUCAACAAAAAAUACUGAAAAGCUCUUCUAACAGGUAA